AUGGGGUACAACCCCCAGCAGACUCAACAGACAGGUUAUGGGAUGGGAAACCAACCUCAAUACCAGCAACCGCAGUACCAGCAAUCGUUUCAACAACAACCAACUGGGUAUUAUAGUCAACCACAGCUUCAAACUCAAGCUACCGGUUUUUACCCCCAACAACCUCAAUUGAAUCAAGGGUUUGCUUCUCAGCCUACUGGGUUUGGCCAGCAACCUCAAUUACAAUCUCAACCUACUGGAUUCAUUCAAAGUCAGCCUACAGGCUUCCAACAACCCGCAACCACGGGAUUUGGAUCAAGUGGCUUUUCAGUGUCCAAGAACACCGAAUUGAAGAUCCCUAGUAUGAGAUUAUCCUUCAUUACCGCUUCUGACCAACAGAAGUUCGAAGAUUUGUUCCGUGCAUCUGUCCCAACAGGCGAACAAGCUCUUUCUGGUGAUGCUUCAAGAGAUAUUUUACUUAGAUCGGGUUUACAACCUGUCACGUUGGCAGAGAUCUGGUCAUUAUCAGACACCAAUAAGACUGGAUCCUUAUUAUUCCCAGAAUUUGCUUUGGCAUUACAUUUCUGUAAUUUGGCAUUAAAAGGUGAACCAUUACCAGGAAUGGUACCAGAGAAGUGGAUGAAUGAAGUGAAGAGUUUCGUGGACGCUAUCAACUUCAGUAUUCCUGAAGAUCCUUCUAAGAUUUUGCAGAACACCCCAUUUGCUCCUAAGCAAGAAGAUUGGUUAAGUAGUAUGCAACCACCAACAAGUUUCCAACCGCAACAGACCGGUUUUGGAAUGCAACCUCAAAGAACUGGUCCAGGUUUCCCUGGAACUACAUUCGGAAGUCAACCAACAGGGGGCGCUUCAAAUGCUCCUUUGACUUCACAAAGAACUGGCGGAGGAACUUUGAUUCCUUUACAACCUCAACAAACUGCCGGAUUAAUCCCUGCUCAGAAGACAGGUUCUUUUCAACCUUUGAAUAGUCAGAACACCGGGGCCGCUCAAGGUUCAGGAUUCAAUGGUUUGGUACCACAAAGAACAGGUCCUCUUCAACCUCAGACCACUGGAUUUAAUGGUUUAAGCGCUCAAAGAACAGGUCCCCAACCGGGUUUGACUACUUUCCAAUCCCAACCUACUGGAGGGUACCAACCUCCUCCCCAAACUGGAUUCCAGUCUCAACCUACUGGAGGAUUUCAAUCCCAACCUACUGGAGGAUUCCAAUCUCAACCUACUGGAGGAUUCCAAUCUCAACCAACAGGUUCUUUCCAACCUCAAACUACCGGUAUUCAACCCCAACAAACUGGUCUCCAAUCUCAGCAAACUGGUUACUUACAAAGUCAACCCACUGGUAAACCUGGUCAAUGGGGAUUUGUUUCCAUGCCCACGGGUGGUAUCCCAGGGUUGAAUGCGAUGGAACAGCACUUCUUACCUUCGUCUCAAAUGUCUUCUAAUAACUUGCAAAAUGCUAUGGGAGGUAAUUUGAAACAAAACGUUACUUGGGCCAUCACUAAGCAAGAAAAGCAAAUCUAUGACGGUAUUUUCAAUGCUUGGGAUGGUUCAAAGAGAGGUUAUGUCGAUGGAGAAGUAGCUAUCAACAUUUUUGGUAAAUCAGGAUUAUCUCGUCCAGAUUUAGAGUCUAUCUGGACUUUGGCCGAUGGUAGUAAUAGGGGUAAACUUAAUCGUGAUGAAUUUGCCGUAGCUAUGCAUUUAGUCUACCGUAGAUUAAAUGGUUAUGAUGUUCCUUUGAGAUUACCUCCAGAGUUAGUUCCACCUUCCAGUAAGCACAUUCAAGAUUCGUUCGACACUUUGAAACAAUCCAUUAGAGGUGGAGUUUCUAGAACGUCUUCCUCUUCAAACGUGAAGUCCAAUGGUAGCAGAUAUAAGAACGAUGAUGAUUCUGUCGGCUAUGUUUCCAGCACCCGUCACAGAAGUAGAAGUUACGGUGGAGAACCCAGUACUAGCAGUGUCAAAACUUCCAAGGAUAAUUUGAGUGUAGAAGAACUCAAGAAGUUAAUCCGUGAAAAGAAGAUUCUCUUGGAUGCCAUGGAUACCAAGGACCAAGAUGCUUCAAUCGCCAAUAGACAAGCAAAUUCAAAGGAGGCUGAAGAUAUUGCCAGACUUAAGAGACAGAUCAAGGGAGUUCAAGAUAGAUUGGAUACUUCUGCUGGAGGUCAAGCAUCAUUUGAUGAGAAGAAACAAUUAUUGGCCCGUUUAGACCAUCUUACUAAAGACGUGGUACCAACAUUGAUUUCUAAAAUUUAUCAGGUUAACGACAGUAUUGCUAAGAGCAAGAUAGAAGCUUUCAAAUUGAAGUUACUCAAGUCGAAUCCUGAUUGGAAACCUGACAGUAGUGAGGCCGAUAUUGUCGGCACUGGACCUAAUGGUGAAGUUACUGACACUGAUAGAAGAAAGUUCAGAUCCAAACAGUUGUUGAACCAAAGAAUGGCUGCGUUAACUGGAAAGACUUUUGGAGGUAAAGGUAAGAACGAGGAGCUUGAUAAUCAAUUAAAACAAACUGUUGAAGAAACCACUAAAGAGAAAGAGAGCCAAACAGGCAUGAUCAAGGACAUCACUGACAGUAUCAAAGACUUGGAAGAUGGGUGUGUGGCCAACUUACAGGUCACGAAUGAAGAAGAAGUAGGAGCCUCAAAAUGGGAGAAAGGUGAAGGUGUGACUAGUGAAGUAGCAGCUUUCAUCAAAGAAUUAGCUAGUACCAGACCUGCUCCUAAAGCUACUGUAACAAGUGCCUCAAAACCUGUUUCUCAACCUGUACGAGCUCCUACCAGCCAAUCCCCAAGUUAUAGCGCACCUGAAGACAGAGCUGCAUAUAUCAAAGCACAAGCUGAGAAGAGAAUGAACGAGAGAUUAGCCAAGCUCGGUAUCAGACGUAGAGGUCAAGACAAGGUCGAAGCUGAACCACAGGUUGAGAAGGCUGAACCAAAACCAGCCCCAACCGAGUCCAAACCCGUAGAAAAACCUGUUGAAAAACCUCAAUCAGUUUCACAACCAGUUUCACAGCCAGUUUCUCAACAAGAAGCCGCUGACGAUGAAAGUGAUGAUGAAGAGUAUAAAGCUCUCAUGAAACAAAAACAAGAGAUGGAAUCCAGGGAUAAGGAAAGAAGAGAUAAAAGAAAGAAAGAAAAAGAAGAACGAUUAGCUAAGUUGAGAAGGGAAAUGGAGGAAUUAAAGAAGAAGGAUGAAGAAGGGUAUUCUAGUGAUGAAGAAGAACCUGUCACAAGUGUCCCUACUUACACACCAGGAUCGAAAACUUCAACUCAACCUUCAGCUCCACCACAAGCCCCAUCUACCACAACUUCCUCCACACAGGAUUCACCUUUACCAGAGAAACCACAAGAGGAAAGAAAAGCUCAUGACAAUAAUCCUUUCGCUAAAAUGGGUAAUGGAACACCUCAGUUGGCUAAACAACCAACUGGCCAUAACACCAAUCCUUUCUUCAAGCCUACCAAUACUGGAACUCCGAUCGAUCAUAAAAAAGCUGAAGCUCAAAGAAACUCCCAAAGGGGUAUCGGAGCUGCUGACGAUGAUUGGAGUGAUUCCGAUAAAGAAGAAAGUGAUGAAGAAGAUGGAAAUCGUGCUGGUGCUGCUCAUUUGGCAAGUUUGUUAUUUGGUGGUAUGGCUCCUCCACCACAAAGAUCUACCGAUUCAAGUUUAAAUUUGAAGGAGGAAGAAAAGGAAGAUAAAAGGGAAUCUUCAGUGGAAUCAAAAGAUGAUUUCACUGAUGCUGUAGAAGAACCUGAACCAAUUUCCGAAACUGCACCAACUGCUCAAACUAUACCACCAAUCCCAGAAAGCGUACCACCCCCACCAACUGCGGCACAAGUACCAGUAUCAAUGCCACCCGUACCAGAUAUGGCGGUGCCACCGCCAAUUCCAACUGGUAUUCCACCAAUUCCAACUGAUGGACCUCCAGUUCCUGACAGCAUCCCACCUCCACCUCCACCUCCAAGUAUGGGAGCACCUCCACCACCUCCACCUCCACCAAAUAUGGGAGCACCACCUCCACCUCCACCUCCGCCACCUAUGGGGGUCCCACCACCUCCAUCAAGUAAUGGGGAUUCUAAUGGUUCAGCACCUGUUGCUCCUCCAAGUAUCUCUGCCUUACUCGGGGAAAUCAGAGGUGGUGCUUCGUUGAAGAAAGUUGACCUGAAUAGCCAAAGAAUUGCUGAUGGCUCAACUGUUGGUAGAGUUUUAUAA
Molecule: messenger RNA, 4197 nt
Organism: Yamadazyma jaroonii
Lineage: Eukaryota; Fungi; Ascomycota; Pichiomycetes; Serinales; Debaryomycetaceae
Source: the annotation of a GenBank genome assembly